Messenger RNA from Lampris incognitus (smalleye Pacific opah), 2257 nucleotides. RefSeq names its product TPX2 microtubule nucleation factor (gene tpx2). Lineage: Eukaryota; Metazoa; Chordata; Actinopteri; Lampriformes; Lampridae. Gene Ontology annotation, cellular component: spindle; microtubule. The coding region runs from base 14 to 2053 and encodes 679 amino acids. Gene Ontology annotation, biological process: regulation of mitotic spindle organization; activation of protein kinase activity. The record is from RefSeq and is a predicted model, not a curated record. The transcript is spliced from 15 exons.
GUCGCCAGCAAAAAUGGCGCUAAACGAUUCAAACGGCGAUUCUAACUGCUACGAGUUCGAUGCCCCGUCCCACGUCAUGGAUUUCCAAGAGCCGGAUAACGCGGACGACGCAGACCUUUGGUUCGAAAAACAGAUGGACGGAGGCCAUCUUGUCACCCCCCAAGUGGUGCCACUGGAAAGCUGCAGGACCGCUGGAAGCCCUCAUGCAACACACGACCAGAAUGGAGAUUCUACUAAAUCCUCAUCGCCACCCUCCAACAUCGUCACAUCAUGGGGUACUGAGGCUGCUGCUGAAAGGGCAGUCCGACCAAAGCGAAAGCCUGCUGCCCCGGCCCAGGCGCGCAGAGUUUCGAAGCGUAAAGAGAAAGCAUGUCCUGCAGAGGUGAUCAAUGCAGCCAAUGCUCCACCACCUGUCAAGAAACAAAGGCCAUUGGGAUCUGAAGAGCAGGAGUUGGAACGCAUCAGAAAUCUCCAGAGGGAAGUAGCUGAACACCGCAGGAAGAAUGAGGCCAGCUACAAGGCUGCUUUGGCUGGAGGACAGCCUUCAAAGAAGUUGGCCGUGUCGACCACUGUGCCAAAAGAGUUCAACUUUUGCACGGAUACACGUGCCAAGGUAGGCUGUGUAUCCAGCACAGCCGCCAAAGAAGUAGACUUCAUAUCCCAGCUCCGCAAUCACCCUUCCUCACCAACAAGGGGUCCUAAAUGUGCCACAGUGCCCAAGCCCUUCAACCUCUCAGCUGGCUGCAAAAGGAACAUGAAGGAGGCAGCAGCCUACAUGUCCAUGGCUGAGCAGAUUGAACAGUUCCAGCGACGUACACCAGACCGCUACCAUUUGCGUAGCCGGCAGAGUCAAGAGAAAGGGCCCUCCCCAGUGAAAGGGGAGCUGCUGAGGAUCACAAGGCCCCACACCCCACAGCUUCUGACCAGACAGAGGACUCGACCUACUAAAAUCAAAAGUUCCGCUGAGCUAGAGGCCGAGGAGAUGGAGGAACUGCACAAGUUUAAGUUCAAAGCCCAGAAACUUAAUAGAAAGAUUCUGGAGAACACCCUGAACCCAAAGAAGCCACUAGCAAAGGAACCCACCAAGCCUGAGAGCUUUGAACUGCAGAUUGAAAAGCGACUCCAGGAGAGACAGAUGAGCAAGAAGCAUCAGGAAGCUGAAGAGCAGCAACACUGCUUCCACUCACGCCCAGUGCCCACAAAGAUCCUCCAGGAGGUGGUGGGAGUACCUGAGAAAAAAGUCCAGAAUCCCACUAUGCCGGAGUCUCCAGCUUUUGCCCUCAAGAAAAGGGUGCGCAUGGACCGGAAGGUUGAGGAAGUGAAAGAACCAUCCCCGAUCAAGGCCAAUCCAGUGCCCCACUUUGGCCUUCCUUUCCAGCCACGACUGGCAGACAAGAGUCACUUCGAAGUGUGCCCAUUCUCCUUCGAAGAGCGUGAUCGAGAAAAGCGGGCCCUGAAGGAGAAGAGACUGGAAGAGAUGCGAAAUGAGGAGGUGCCCAGGUUCAAGGCCCAGCCGUUGCCAGACUUCCAGGAGGUGGCGCUUCCAGAGAAGAAAGUGGUGGAGCCCACCAAACCCGAGCCUUUCAAGCUGCUGAUAGACCAAAGAGGCGCAGUCAGGAAUGAUCGCUGGGAGCAAAUGGUGAAAGACGAGCAGAAACGACAGGCAGAAGCAUUCUUGUUCAAAGCUAGACCCAACACGAUCACACAUAAGGAGCCAUUCCUGCCCAAGAAAGAGAACCGCGGUGUGCUGGAAGGCAUUAACCAUUCCACAGUUGCAGAGGCCUUUGAGCUGUCCACGGAGCGCCGUGCAAGAGAGCGGCUGGAGUAUGACAGGGCGGUCUGUGAGAAGGAGGCUUUGAAGGCACGCAUGGAAGAAGAGCAGCGGCAGGAAAGGGAGGAGCGGGAGAAAGGAGAGAUACUCAAGCUACGUCAAGAACAGGUCCAUAAGGCGAUGCCAAUCCGGCGUUACAAGCCAGUGGAGCUGAAGAGGGGUGACGACAUUGCUUUGACUGUCCCACGCUCACCAAACUUCUCGGACCGCUUCCGCAUGUGACCAACACUGCUGGUGUCAUUUUAUAUAUAAUGUCACUUUAAAGUUUCUCUUUUCUGGCUCUUUGUAUCCUCCUUCAUGUUCUCCGUUUACUCAGACUCGAGAGUUUUGUUACCUGGGCUCUGCAUUGUAAAUAAAAAAAUAUUGACGAACAUUUUUUCCUUGCAUGAUUUUAAUGCCUUGUUGUUCUUAAUAAAGAUCUUCUGA